AUGAGCUUUAAAUUCGAGAAUAAAGAGAUAAAUAUAGAUAGUGAUGCUUACGAUAAUUCAAUAAAUGAUAUAAUUUUAGAAAUACGUAGAUUGCACUUUGAUAGUCAGAAUUAUGAGGAUUUGGAAAUGUUAUUAGAAUUUGAAAGUUUGGAGAAGUUGACUAUCUCAGAGGAUAAUGCUUAUACGCAUGAUAUUACCUUACACGAUUUAAUUGAAUUAAACUCACGUUUAAAUGAAAAUCAAGGACUUAAGAUUAAUAUAUCAUUUAGUAACAAUAGAUUUUUCACUCACUAUAACAAACUAGCUAAUAAAACAUCUGACGACGAGGAUAGGGAAAUUAAAUCCAAAUAUAUCCUUGAAUAUAGGGCAGAGAGUGAUGAUGAUGAUCCUACUUUCUAUGAAAGCGUCGAAUUCGAGGAUGAUGUUGCCGCCGAAAUUGUACAAGCUGAAGUGGAGGACGACUCAGAUGAAAUUCAAGGUAAUUCUGGUCAGGAUGAUUUAGUGGUUGAGGAUGUCACUACUGUUGAGAGUGUACUGCCUGCGGAGGAUAACGAGGUUAAUGGUCUCGAAAAUAAAGGUGUAGAGGUUGUUGAGGUUGAGGAGGCUGUAGAGGAAGUUCCUCCUGUAGGCUCAGCAGAUAAUAAAGCGUUGAAUAUUGAAGAGCAGGAAGUUCCUGCUGAAGGAAGCACCGUUGCUGCACAAAAUGAUGAGGAUACGAUCAAAAAUGAUGAUAAACAAUCAGAUGCUCAACCAGAUGUUGAUUUAGAGAUUGUCGAGGAGACUCAGCAGACAGAGCAGACACCACAGGUUCAACCACAUGGUGACAUUGAGAGUGUUGAGGAGGCUGGUCAAAUUCAACAACUUGACGAGCAGAAUGCUGCCAUCCAAUCUGAAAACGAAGUCUCUACGGUCGACGCUGAACGUAACUAUGACUCACAGAUAAAUGAAGAGGCUGUUAAAUCUACUGCAGAAGUUGAUUUGACGACUACAAAUGAUGACAAUACAGGUAUGCAGGUCGAGGAGGAAGUUGUCGAGACGGUUGAAAUACCCGAUCAAACAGCCUCUUUGACGACAUCAAAGCGUUCCAUCGAUGAUGUCGCAGGUGAGGAAGAAUUACUAACAGAUAUUGACAGCAAGCGCCUAAAAAGCGAGGAGGUAUGA
Molecule: messenger RNA, 1161 nt
Organism: Wallemia mellicola CBS 633.66
Lineage: Eukaryota; Fungi; Basidiomycota; Wallemiomycetes; Wallemiales; Wallemiaceae
Exons: 6
Coding region: 1-1161 (386 amino acids)
Source: RefSeq, a predicted model, not a curated record